Molecule: messenger RNA, 1614 nt
Organism: Microsporum canis CBS 113480
Lineage: Eukaryota; Fungi; Ascomycota; Eurotiomycetes; Onygenales; Arthrodermataceae
Exons: 2
Coding region: 1-1614 (537 amino acids)
Molecular function (GO): heme binding; monooxygenase activity; oxidoreductase activity, acting on paired donors, with incorporation or reduction of molecular oxygen
Source: RefSeq, a predicted model, not a curated record
AUGACGGAUAUUAUCCCCGUAUUAGUUUCGCUAGGCCUGGUGUCCUUACUGGCAUAUCUAUUGAGAGCCAGCUGGAAUCCCAAAACUCAGUCUCCCGAGCCACCCUCGAUCCCCAGUCAAAUUCCGCCGAUUGGACAUCUGGCUGGUUUUGUCUACUAUGGACUCGAGUACUUCCGGCUGCAGAGUGCAAGAACCGCUCUUCCUGCCUUCACCAUGGACAUGUUCUUCAACAAGGUGUAUGUCAUUAGAUCUCCACGGUUGGUCUCCGCUGUACGGCGCAGUCACCGCACCCUCUCCUUCGACCCGCUAGUCACUCGCACCGCGGAGUGUGUUGGGGGAAUCAGUGGCUGUGGCCUCGACCGUAUCCGAGAAAAGGCUUCCCAGGGCCAGGGACUUGGGCAUCACACAGUUGUUGCUUUGCGCCCCACCUUGCUGGGCAAAGGAUUGGACCAGAUGAACGAGAUUAUGGUCUCCUGUCUGCAAAGCAGCGUCCAAGAGCUGAGGCCUCAUCGUGGCAGAGUUGAUCUCUAUGGCUGGUGCAGACUUGCAAUGACAAUUGCCAGCACAGAAGCAGUUUAUGGGCCACUGAAUCCCUACAGCCAAAUUAGUGCCCGAGAAGCUUACUGGUUAGCUCGAUAUCCAUUCAAACUCUUUUUCAACGCCGCAUUUUUGGAGCUGACUGAAAACGUAUGUACCAUGUAUAGGGAAGUCGAGGAGAACCUUAGUUUUCUCAUGAUAGGCAUCGCGCCAUGGCUGGUUGCACGGAAGGCUUGGAAGGGGCGACAGCAUCUGGCACAGGCUUUUCUCCAGUACUACCAGUCCGGAGGCCAUCUUAAUGCAUCCGAGUUAGCGUAUGCACGAUGGCAAUCGCAGAACGAGGCCGGGGCAGCUCUGGAGGACAUUGCUCGGCUAGAGGUAGUCAUGGGCCUCGGAUUGCUCUCCAAUACAGUCCCCACCAGCUUCUGGGUGAUAUUCGAUAUAUUCUCACGCCCAAAACUAGUCCAAGAGAUCCGGGAUGAGAUUUGUGGAAAGGUGUUGUCUAUCAGCCCGGAUGGUGUAUAUACAGUUGACCUGGCGGACGUUCAGGAGCGCUGUUCCCUCUUACUCGCAUCGUUCCAAGAAACCCUCCGGAUUCGAUCCAACUCGGCGCAGUUCCGCAUGGUAUACGAGGAUACUAUGCUAGACGAUUCGUGUCUCGUCAAAGCCGGCUCGAUCAUAGUGAUGCCAGCCGCUGUCAUAAACCGAGACGAAUCGGUAUGGGGCCCUACGCCUGAUGAUUUUAACCCUCAACAGUUUCUGGCUCCAGGGGUUAAAAGGCACAAAGCUUCGGCAUUCAUGUCAUUCGGGACAUCUCCCCAUAUUUGUGCUGGCCGUCAUUUUGCCACGGGGGAAAUCCUGGCUCUGAUAACGAUGCUGAUCCUGCAGUUUGACAUUUCUCCGGUCGGGGAUGGUUGGAUAGAGCCUGCAGCUAAUGUAAAAGCGGUGGCAGCAUCGCUAAGCCCGCCAGUUGGUCAGACUCCUGUCAUCUUCAGCGAGAGACAGGAGCUCAAGGGCGUGAAAUGGGACUUUAAAGUGACACCCGGCAAAGGUAGGUAUAGUUUAGUCACUGGCUAA